CUAACGGUCGACCCACCCUGGUCGGGAGCCGGAGGCCUGGCGCGUUCCUCCGUUGCCCGCUGGGGUCCGCCUAGGCCCGCCGAGCCCUCUGGUCUGGCGAGCAUUCCGGGAGGAGAGCAGGGACACAAAUAGGUCCCCACCGGGGAAACAGCCCGGGGGCGGGGUCGCCCCGGGCGUCAGUGGCCGAGCGGGGCCGCGGGCCCCUCAUGCUUCUUGCUUGUGUAGUCCAGUGCCUGACACGAUGCCUGGCACAGAGUAGACACUGGGUGAUGUACAGCCCGGACCUCUGGCACCACCUCCAUUUUCUUCCUGAGGGGAAACCAAAACAUUUUGUGCUUUUCCACCGGCCUUCCGUGGUCCUGAGGCAGGGUGUUGUGUGUGCCGUGUGACUGGCGCCCGGGAUCUUACAGUUACAGCUUCCCAAUAUUCCUGCAAGGUGAAGUGGAUAAGAACACAGACUACCUCGGAUUGCCUGGGUUCGAGUCCUGGCUGUUUCGAGUAUCAGCUCUGUGACUGUCCACACGUUACUUAAACACUUCAGUGUUUUGGUUUUCGCCUGUUCCUAUGGGAGAAAUGAUGCCUUCUAUUCCCUGGAGUUUUUGUUAGGAUUAAACGGUUUAAUAUACGCAGUAAAUGCUUCAAAGAGUACCUGGAACAUACUAAAGGUUUUGUUACCAUUACCCCGAAAAAUUGGCAGUAAUUAGAAAGCUUCCCAAGAAGCUCUCUUGAUGAGGCUGUGCAGAAUGCAAACUUGUAAAACCCCUUUUCAGGGGGAAUUUGGCAAUAUCUAACAGACUACAUAUGGAUUUGCUACACAUGCAUACUUCAGUGUCCAAACAGGAAAUUUGUUGACUAAACAUCUACACGAUGGAGUACUGUACAGCUGCGAAGAAGAGUAAGGAAAAUCUUUAUAAGAUUAUGGCUGCUGUUCCUCAAAAUAAUCUACAGGAGCAACUAGAGCGUCACUCAGCCAGAAAACUUAAUAACCAAUUAAGUCUUUCAAAACCAAAAUCUUCAGGUUUCACUUUUAAAAAGAAAACAUCUUCAGAUAACAAUGUAUCUGUAACUGGCGUGGUAGCCAAAACAUCUGUGUUAAGUACUAAAGAUGUUAAUGUUACUGAGGCCUUUUCCUUCAGUGAACCUCUAUCCCACACCACAAGUCAACAGACAAGGAUCAAUGACUUUAAAAAUGCUCCAGCAGGACAACAGACCCAGAGAGUUGGUUCAAAACCAUUAUUACCAGAUUUGUCACAGAUUCCGAAGAAAGUUUUAUGCACUACCCAAAACACACCAGUUAAAAAGAAACCUCGUGAUGCUGCUUUCAAGAAGUUAGAAUUUAGUUCUUCAUCAGAUUCUUUUAGUACCAUCAAUGAUUGGGAUGAUAUGGAUGACUUUGAUACUUCUGGAACUUCAAAAGCAUUUGUUACACCACGGAAAAAUCACUUCAUAAGAGUAAGCACUGCUCAGAAAUCAAAAAAAGCUAAGAGAAACUUUUUGAAAGAACAGUUUUAUAAAACAAAUACAAUAAAGGCUGAUUUGACUCCUUCCUUCUCUGAAAGCAAGCAAGUAGAUUUGACUAAGGAUCAGAAGGAUGACUCAGAAUGGUUAAAUAGCGAUGUGAUUUACAUCAGUGAUGACCCCAUUUCUGAAGUACCUAUAAAUCAAGAUACUCAGGAAAGUCACUCUUUAAAAACACAUUUGGGAAAUGAAAGAGAUAAUAGUGAAAAGAAGAAAAAUUUGGAAGAAGCUGAAUUACAUUCAACUGAGAAAGUUCCAUGUAUUGAAUUUGAACAUGAUGAUUACGAUAUAGAUUUUGUUCCACCUUCUCCAGAAGAAGAAAUUAUUUCUGCUGCUUCUUCCUCUUUAAAAUGCUUUAGUAUGUUAAAGGACCUUGACACCUCUGACAAAGAGAAGGAUGUUCUUAGCACAACAAAAAAUAUUUUGUCAAAACCUGAGAAAAUUACUGCACAGGAGCCUAAUCUAGAAACCAGCACAGAUUGUGACGCUAGACAGCUAAAUUUACAGCAGCAGCUUAUUCAUGUGAUGGACCACAUUUGUAAAUUAAUCGAUACUAUUCCUGCUGAAAAACUGAAAGCUUUGGAUUGUGGGAAUGAACUACUUGAGCAGCGGAACAUAAGAAGGAAACUCCUAGCUGAAGCAGAUUUUAAGAGAAGUGAUGCCAGUCUUCUUGGCUCAGUGUGGAGGUGCAGGCCGGAUUCUCUUAAUAGUUCUGUGGAGGUUGAUUCUUCUGGGGAGAAUUUUAUGAAGAAGUUAAAUUUUCCACACCUUCCUUCAAAUUCAGUUUUCCCUGGGGAAUGUUUACUGACCACCACCCCAGGAAAGACAGGAUUCUCAGCCACCACAAAGAAUCAGUUUGAAAGGCCGUUAUUCAAUUCCCAUUUACAGAAGUCCUUUGUAAGUAGCAACUGGGCUGAAACCCCAAAGCUAGAAAAAAGAAAUGAAAGCUCUUAUUUCCCAGGAAAUGUUCUCACAAGUACUGCUGUGAAAGAUCAGAAUAAACACACUGCUUCAGUAAUUGACGUAGAAAGAGAAAUGCAGCCUUCCUAUGAUAUUGAUAAUUUUGACAUAGAUGACUUUGAUGAUGGUGGUGAUGAUGACUGGGAAAAUAUAAUGCAAAAUUUAGCAGCCAGCAAAUCUUCCACAGCUGCCUAUCAACCUAUCAAAGAAGGUCGGCCAAUUAAAUCAGUAUCAGAAGGAAUUUCUUCAGCCAAGACAAACUGUCUUCCAGUGGCAUCUACUUCUCAAAAUAUAAACUUCUCAGAGUCAAUUCAGAAUUACCCUGACAAGUUGGAGCAAAAUCUAGCAUCCAGAAAUCUGAAACAUGAGCAUUUCCAAGGUCUUAGUUUUCCUCAUACAAAAGAAAUGAUGAACAUUUUUCAUAAAAAAUUUGGCCUGCAUAAUUUUAGAACUAAUCAGCUAGAGGCGAUCAAUGCUGCACUGCUUGGUGAAGACUGUUUUAUCCUUAUGCCAACUGGAGGUGGUAAAAGUUUGUGUUACCAGCUACCCGCCUGUCUUUCUCCUGGGGUCACUAUUGUCAUUUCUCCCUUGAGAUCACUAAUUGUAGAUCAAGUCCAAAAACUGACUUCUUUGGAUAUUCCAGCUACAUAUCUGACAGGUGAUAAGACUGACUCAGAAGCUACAAGUAUUUACCUCCAACUAUCAAAGAAAGACCCAAUUAUAAAACUUCUAUAUGUUACUCCAGAGAAGGUCUGUGCAAGUAACAGACUGAUUUCUACUCUGGAGAAUCUAUAUGAGAGGAAGCUUUUGGCACGUUUUGUUAUUGACGAAGCACAUUGUGUCAGUCAGUGGGGACAUGAUUUUCGUCAAGACUACAAAAGAAUGAAUAUGCUUCGUCAGAAGUUUCCUUCUGUCCCGGUGAUGGCUCUUACUGCCACAGCAAAUCCCAGGGUGCAGAAAGACAUCCUCACUCAGCUGAAGAUCCCCAGACCUCAGGUGUUUAGCAUGAGCUUUAACAGACAUAAUCUGAAAUACUAUGUAUUACCGAAAAAGCCUAAAAAGGUGGCAUUUGAUUGCUUAGAAUGGAUCAGAAAGCAUCACCCACAUGACUCAGGGAUAAUUUACUGCCUCUCUAGGCGAGAAUGUGACACAAUGGCUGGCACAUUACAGAAAGAUGGUCUCGCUGCUCUGGCUUACCAUGCUGGCCUCAGUGACUCUGACCGAGAUGAGGUGCAGCACAAGUGGAUUAAUCAGGAUGGCUGUCAGGUUAUCUGUGCAACAGUUGCAUUUGGAAUGGGGAUUGACAAACCUGACGUGCGAUUUGUGAUUCACGCCUCUCUCCCUAAGUCCAUGGAGGGUUACUACCAAGAAUCUGGUAGAGCUGGAAGAGAUGGGGAAACUUCUCACUGCCUGCUUUUCUAUACCUAUCAUGAUGUGACCAGACUAAAAAGACUUAUAAUGAUGGAAAAAGAUGGAAAUCAUCACACAAAAGAGACUCACUUCAAUAAUUUGUAUAGCAUGGUACAUUACUGUGAAAAUAUAACAGAAUGCCGGAGAAUACAGCUUUUGGCUUACUUUGGUGAAAAUGGAUUUAAUUCUAAUUUUUGUAAGAAAUACCCAGAUGUUUCUUGUGAUAAUUGCUGUAAAACAAAGGAUUAUAAAACAAGAGAUGUGACUGAUGAUGUAAAAAAUAUUAUAAGAUUUGUUCAAGAACAUAGCUCAUCACAAGGAAUGAGAAAUAUAAAACAUAUUGGUCCUUCUGGAAGAUUGACUAUGAAUAUGCUGGUCGACAUUUUCUUGGGGAGCAAGAGUGCAAAAAUUCAGUCGGGUAUAUUUGGAAAGGGAUCUGCUUAUUCACGACACAAUGCGGAAAGACUUUUUAAAAAGCUGAUACUUGACAAGAUUUUGGAUGAAGACUUAUAUAUCAAUGCCAAUGACCAAGCAAUUGCUUAUGUAAUGCUUGGAGAUAAAGCCCAAACUGUACUAAAUGGGCAUUUAAAGGUAGACUUUAUGGAAACAGAAAAUUCUAGCAAUGUGAAGAAACAAAAAGCUUUAGUAGCAAAAGUAUCUCAGAGGGAAGAGAUGGUUAAGAAAUGUCUUGGAGAACUUACAGAAGUCUGCAAGUCUCUGGGGAAAGUUUUUGGUGUCCAUUACUUCAAUAUUUUCAAUACUGUCACUCUCAAGAAGCUUGCAGAGUCUUUAUCUUCCGAUCCUGAGGUUUUGCUUCAAAUUGAUGGUGUUACUGAAGACAAACUGGAAAAAUAUGGUGCAGAAGUGAUUGCAGUAUUACAGAAAUACUCUGAGUGGACAGUGCGAGCUGAGGACAGUUCCCCAGGGAUGAGCGUGUCCAGCAACAGAGGCACCAGAAGAAAUACCCAGGAAGAGCUCGAUGAGGAAACACCCAUAUCUUCUCACUACUUUGCAAAUAAGACCAGAAAUGGAAGAAAGAGGAAAAGUAUGCCAGCCUCCCACAGACCUAAGAGGAGAAAAACUGCAUAUAGUGGUUCCAAGAUGAAGGGGGGAUCCACCACAUACAGAAAAGUAUCUCCCAAAACUAAAUCGUCCAGCAUAAUUGGAUCCGGUUCAGCCGUGCAUGGUUCGCAAGCAACAUCAGGAACCAGUAGAAAAUUGGGGAUUAUGGCUCCACCAAAGCCUAUAAAUAGACCGUUUCUUAAGCCUUCAUAUGCAUUCUCAUAACAACCAAAUCUCAACGUGCAUAGAUCUUCUUUCUUGUUUGUCAGCAUCCGACCAUCUGUGAACACAAAGCUGUUAUUCUUGUAAUGCCAUUUGAAAUUUUUACUCGUAUCUAUUAAUAUUUAAAUAAAUGCUUGGGGGUAAUAGUUCUUAUUUUUAAAAAUAAACAUUUUCUUUUGAAUAAGCAUGUUUUGCUGCCACUGCAAGUGUCGUAGCCGUUGUUUCUCAGAAUGUCUGAGGCAGCAGCUGAAUCAUCUUGGUGAAAGAAAGAAAUUCUGAGCAUAACAAGAAACUCCGGAGCCAAAGGAAAGACACAUGUGGGACCUUGUGAAACUGUAAAACUUUUUGUAUAAGACAACAUCAACUAAAAGACAAAUGACAGAGAAAAUAGAAAGUAUAUUACAAAGGAUUGAUAUCCAUAAUAUACAGGGUACCUAUGAAUUAUUAAGGAAGAGUCGGCCCAGUAGACAAGUGAACAAAGGAUGUGAACAGGCCAGUCUCAGAAGAAGAAAUAUAAAUGGCCUACGACUAUUUGGAAAAUGGUCAAGCUCCCUAAUUAAAAAUACAAAUUAAAACCAUGAGAUACCAGUCUUUUGCCUGUCAAAUCGUCAACCUUGAGUAACAUCCCAAUACCUGGAGUCAACAAGAGGAUGGCAGGACGGAUGGUUUUGAUGAGACCACAUUGAACACUGGUAGUCGUCCUUCAGUAUUGGGAUUGUUUCUCAGGCUCCUCCAGAAUAGGCUGAUGGGCCACAAAGUCUACAGGUGGCAUUUUGGUGCCUCUCGCUGGAACUCCAGUGACCUCGUUUUUGGAGGCAUCCCGUUUCUUAGCCGCACCGGAUCAUGUUCUGCUUCACUUGCAGCGACACGGCUGGCGGCCACUGGUGCUUCCUGAUGCACUACCUGCCAGGAACGUUGUUGCAGCGGAGGAGGGCGGUCAGGAACCUGGCGCCAGCACAUUCUGCAGGAGUCUGCAUCCCCCAGGCCUUGGGCUGAUGCUCUACACCCAGCCCUUGAAAACAUUCUAGGUUGGGAGAAGCUCUGCUGAGUUUCUCAGGACCCAGGAGCAGGCACACCAAAGGCAAGCAACUGCCUUCCUCCAGCUCAGGCUCCAGGGCAUAUGCUGCAUCCACACGGGGCAACCCCAGGAGCGCAGAAGCCAGCAAACUUCCCCUGAACCAAAGCCAGGGCCUCUGGCAGCAAAAGACAGGAACUGUAACAGUGAAGCUGCUCCUGGCUGGGCCUUGAUAUGGGCCCUCUGUGGGCACAGAAAUCACCACCACCUGGGGUAGGAGAAGAAACAAGCCCACCGGAGAGUUCUAGCCCUGGCCCACCUGCCCUAGGUACAGGAGGGCCUGACUCCCACCUUCACCAUUACCCCUCCGGGGGGAACCGGAAGGAUGGAGUCGGACUCUCCAGCUGCAUGCACACCUUCCCUAGGCUCUUGCACUCCAGAGAGUUGACUGGUGGCUCUGUGCUCACUUCAAGGGACAGGGAACUCACUACCUUACAGACGAGAACAAGCAUUGAGAGCCCACUCUUUACCAAAGGCUGUUCCAGAAACUCUCACGCAACUUAACCCCUCCGACAGCCCAGGGAGGCAGACACAUGAUAUUAGCCUUUUUUAUGCAGAAACCAGAAUUCAGAGAGGUUAUGUAACUUGCCCAAAUCCACACAGCCAGGAGGUGGUAAGAAGUAGGCUAACGGGCAUCUCAGUUCGCCCUGAGGAGUCCCCAUUUACAUCUGUUGUCCUGGUGUCAUAAUUAACACAGCUCGAUUUCAUUCUCAAAAGUGCUCCAGUUUGGACAACAAAUUAUAUGGAAUCCGGGUCUGUGCUUGCAAGAAUCUGAGCUCUUCCCCUGAACAAUCCAACCUCCUCUCCUAACCCCAUUUUUCCAUCCAAAGCUUCAGGGGCCGCCUGCUAUGGCCGGCUCAGAACUGCCAGCCCCUGCUGCAGGCUCCAGGGCCAGAGGCUGCAGAAUUAUCAAUCAGCACAGCUGAGCUGCGGUUUUUCUCCAGAAAAGGAAGUGGAAGCUGUGGUCCAGGCCCACUUGCUCUUGAGAAACUGCUUCGUCUCCCCGUCCUGCAGCAGUCCAGAGCUACUCAGGGCCCGGAGGCCCACCCUGUCCUUGGGAGGCUCCUCGAGUCACGGACUCAGAGCAGGUGCGUGGGCGGAGGAGCCGGCAGCGGCCGGGGAUGCACCAGCUGUCACCUCUGCCUCCCAGGAGCUCUGUGGACUCAAGUUCCAGCUUCGCCCACCCUUUUGUCCUGUCCUCCCAGUGGCAGGGGCCUCUGGCAGCUAGAGCAGAUCCCCAGGGGACUGGAGCAGCCACUUCUGUAGGGCAGCCCCAAAUCUGUGAAGACAAGCACGCUUGGCUUUCAGAAAGCUCCUGCUUUCCAAAAAGCCCUCACUUUCUUGUCCUUCCCACCCCCAGAAAGCCUUUCCUCAGCCAGACCUGUGUUCCUCGCGGCAGAAAGGAGAGAGCACGACCCACAGCAGUUGGAGUGGGCUGUGAGCCCUGCUCUGGGCACUGCUAGGAAGGAGGACAGGACAAGAGGGUGGACAGCAACCAGGACUUGAGCCCACAGAGCCCCUGGGCAGGAGAGGCAUCCCCAGAGCAGGGCCUGAGGCUGGGUCCCUGCAGCUGGCCAGGCGUGAAGGAUGAGGUUUUUGUGUCAUCACAACUCAGCUGCAUGGUUCCUCCACCCCACAGAGGAGUCACUGACCACUGGGAAGGUGCCAGGACAGCACUCCGAUGGCCACUAGACUCACGGCUGCUCAGGAUGUGGGAGUUCUCUCUAGGCAGUCUCUGUCGCCAUGGGUCCCACCCACAGGGCCUGCCACACGCACAAGCCACAGGCAUCUGCCUGUCCUGGCCCCAUCUACUUAGUCCCUGCCAGAAGCCGUGAUGCCCCGUGAAGGUCAGGCCCUGGCCCUCUGCCCAGCUGGGGGCAGAGCAGAGCACUCGGUCUCCGCCUCCUACAGGGAAGACCCCUCAGUGGGGCAGACCCAGAGCAGUGACCGUUGGGGGGGGGUGAGGGUGACGUCCUGGGAACUCCUGACCCAAAGGAAGGGCCUCAAGAGCCUCCAUUAACAGACUCCGAAAUCCUAGCCUGGAGGGAAGGACAUCAAAGACACCAAGACCUCUGGCCAGGGUGCCACUCAGUCAGACCCAGUGCCCUUGGGCCUGCUCCCCUGCUGAGGGCCUGGAGCCUGCCGUGACUAGGGGAGGCAGUAACCCCACUAACCUCAGAGAUGAGCUCAACAUCUGCAGUGCCGUGGUGAGCGGCCAAAGCUAAUAGCACCAGAAAGAGGUGAGCCCCGCUGCAGACACGCCUGCACAGCUGGCUGUGCAUCGCAAGGACAGGGACCUGUGCACCCAACUGAAAUCCGGUUCCAAGUGGGCACAACCCUGCUCCUUCCUCAGCUCUGAGUGGCCUCGAAAGCUGCAGCCCAAAGGGCCCCAAUGUCUCAUCUGCACAAUAAACACGCAGCCUAUCCCUGCCUCCAGGGCUGUUGUGGCGUCCUUUUGGCCAGAUAUUCCACAAACAUUUGUUGGCCAGAGCACAGGCACGGCUCUGGCCCUCGGCAAGGUCACAGGCAGUGAGGGCAACGCCCUGGGAGAAGUGGCACAGAGCGGGGUGGAGGAUGGGGGGGUGCCCCCAGGGCCAGCCCAGCCACACCCAGCAAGGCCGCAGGCAGGCCAUCCCUGCUGGGGCCACCUUGUGCCCUCCUCUGUCCUCCCCUCACCUUCUAGGAAGAGCAGAAGGGAUGUGGAGCCCACUGGCCUGGGACCCUUUCUUGGCAGAAAGCAACCCUUGCCAGCCCGGCCACCCUCCUUGCCUUGAAGGGAUAAGCACCCUGGACUUGGUCACCUGCCUGCGUGACCAUGGGGGCAGCACAACAGGAACUCCCGCCCAGGGAGGGGACACUAUUGGGGAGCCCCCUGUCACCCUGCAAGGACCCCCACCCCACAGGUCUCACUACUCCCUCCACAACCCUCAGCUUAGAUCUGCACCUUUGUCUCCAGACCUGGGGACUGGGCACACAACAGGUACCUAAUAACAAUUGCUGGGGGCGUGAAGGGAGCAGCAAAGGCGUCUGCCCAGACUACCCUCGUGGGAGGUGAGAUGGGAGGAUGGGACGGGCUGACUGGCCAGGCCAGGCCCUGGGGGGGGGGGGUGCAGGUCCCUCCCCCACCGCUUGUGCCUGCUUCACGCGUGACACUUGCCCUCCAGUCGGCCUCAGUACUCACUUAAUCUCUUGUGUGUGUGUGUGUGUUGAUGUUUUUGGCUAGUUGGUGUCUUUUUUGUUCUCAAAUAGCCAAUUGCCCCAUUUUUUUAUUUGGAGCUGCAUCGAUUAUCAUGUGCUAAGAUUUUUACAUUCACCAGUGUCUGCCGCCAGCUCCCUCUCCUGCCCUCUGCGCCCGGGGUUUCCUCGCGUGGGGGUGCAGGGAGGGGCUGGGAGUUGAAACUUUGUCUUUGGGUCCCGCCUGUGCAGCCCCAGUCUCGGCGGAGAAGCAGGGCCCAGGGCAGUGGCUCUCGCACUUGCUUUAGCCUCGGCCACCCCGACGCCUCGUUAAAACAGUUUCUGCUUCAGCAAGUCUGGGGCGAGGCCCGAGGGUCCGCAUUUCCACCGGGCUUCCCGGCAGUGCUGACACACUUUGAGAACCACUGGCCUCAUGCAGCGGAAAAGAAAGCAGGGGUCACCCCUCAGCUUCAGGGACCUUUAGCUUCGCGGCCUGGGUGAGGCCUUCUCCCCGCCUCCAUCCUCAGCCUCCACCUGCAAAAAUGAGGGCGUCGGGCUCCACGGAGUCCAAGUUGCCUCCACCCUCAGUGCGGGACAAGCUGGGCUGGGAACUGGGGAGGGGGGGCAUCCAGCACUGGGCCGGUGGAACAGCGGACGGCCUGGCCCAGAAGGAGCCGCUUCCAGGAAGGGGACUCGGCUCAGGAGAAGGCCGGGCUUCCAAGCCUCUCCAGCACCGAGGUCCGUCUCAAAGAGAGACCCAGCGACAAGGAAGCAAGAGGCACGGACGCCGUUCCCAGCAGGCACCUUGCAGGGUGCUGCAGGCAAAGGAUACCUCCUUAACCGCCGUGGAGACAAGUGUGAGCUGGCCUCUCCCUGGCCUUGCAGCCCGCAGGGCCGAAUGAGGUCAUGUCACUUCCCACAUGGGCCUGAGAGCAAAGCUUCUCCCUGCGGGCCGGGCAGAUGCCACUUCGUGACACAGUUUGUUGAGAACUCCAAGACAGGGGCCUUAGGUGCCAAUAUGUGACAGAGGCUUUCUAGAAAAACACGACUGCAGUGUUUGCUUGAGGCUGGCUCUUUGCCUAGGCGCCAGCAGGAUCCACCUGCCUGAGCUGGGAGUCUCAGAAGAGGAUGGGGCCAGCCUCACCCACCAAUUCCGGAGGAAAAGACUAUCAAAUGGCAGUGGAGUCAGAUUGCCUGGGGUCAAAGGCCAACUUUAACACUUACUGUGUGACCUUGAGUAAGUUACUUUACUUCUCGGUGCCUCUGAGAGACCGAAGCAGCAUAACGAUGUAGGAUGGACUGUUCCGAGCACGAAUAAGAUAAUGUGGGCUUAGCACGUACCGCAGCGCCUGGCACUCACUGAACAUCAGCUAUUGUUCUUGCAGCACAGCGUAUAGACCUGCCCUGUAUACAUGUGUUUGUUGUUCAUAUUUGUACAGAAGUUGACUGAUGAAUAAACUGGACAUAGUUUUCACUCA
Microcebus murinus (gray mouse lemur) is the source of this 10899-nucleotide messenger RNA. Lineage: Eukaryota; Metazoa; Chordata; Mammalia; Primates; Cheirogaleidae. The record is from RefSeq and is a predicted model, not a curated record.